AUCCGUCUGCGUCUGCCUCCCGAGUGCUGGGAUUAAAGCAGUGCACCACUGCCACCCAGCUAGGAAUGAGAAAUUUAGGCUGAAGAGACAGGAUGUAGGCACCAAGGCAGAUGGUGCUGCCAUGGCAUUUUAAUGUCUACAUUCAGGACAGCAUGGAAGUCUGAGAGAAGGAAAUCGUUUUGGAUAUGAGGUGCAGAAAGAAGACGUGUCCCUGUGAUAAUAGUGAGCAAAUAUGCACCAUCUUGAACUCUAAUAAGUGUCUGGGAUGGGACUGACAAGGAGCCGUAGCAUCAACGUGAUAACUGAAGCCUGGGGUGUGUGAGACCCAUAAGGGAGGACUCGAAGGCCGAGGAAAUCAGCUUGUGACAGAAUCUGGGGGACAUGACUAAGGGAAAAGCAGAUGGAGGGUUGGGAGAAUGUGUGUGGACGGCAGAGUGCUGGCCUAGCAUACAGAGGCCCGGGUCAGUCAGCAGUGAAGACAGCAAUGCUGACAGGUGGGAAAUGACGGUGCUAGAAAGCAAGAAUAUUGCCCAUUGUGUAAAGCAAGAAUGCAGCCCAAGACUGAGUUCUUAGAAUACGCUUCAAUGCCUUAUAGUUUCUCACGCUGGACCUAGUGUAUUCUGCAUACUGUCUAACACGUGGUACAAGCAAACUAAAGGACCACAGGGGAUGCUCACCGAAUUGUAUAAAGUGCCUUUUCUACUGAAUAUAUUCUAAACUGCACCUUAUUUCAAGCUUUGUGGCCAAUGAUGGAAAAGGGGUAUGGAACUUGGGACCUUGGAAGUUCUGUAACUAAGACAUGGAAGUAACAACAGCUAUCAAGACAAAAAGAAUGUUCCUUUCUUUCCCCUUCCAAGUUCUUAGUGAAGGGCCAAGCCCAGGAUCCCAGACUUGUGUGACUAGGUAAACAUUAGGAGACUAACUUCACUUCAGUACCCUCCCUUCAGUGGCUCAAGGUGGCUUCUCAGUGACAGGCUUCUAAGUAGCAAAGCUCCCCACUACGCAAGCCCGACACCAUGGGGAAGGGAGACACCUUGGAAACAGGAUCAGUUACCCCAGCCUAUCGCUCUGUCAUGGAGGAGUAUGGUUAUGAGGUGGGCAAGGUCAUUGGUCAUGGCUCCUAUGGAACUGUAUAUGAGGCUUACUACACAAAGCAGAAGGUCAUGGUGGCUGUCAAGAUCAUCUCAAAGAAGAAGGCCUCUGAUGACUAUCUUAACAAGUUCCUACCGCGUGAGAUACAGGUAAUGAAAGUCUUACGGCACAAGUACCUCAUCAACUUUUAUCAGGCCAUUGAGACCACAUCCCGAGUAUACAUCAUUUUGGAGUUGGCCCAGGGCGGUGAUGUCCUUGAAUGGAUCCAACGAUAUGGAGCCUGCUCUGAGACCCUUGCUGGCAAGUGGUUCUCCCAGAUGGCCUUGGGCAUCGCCUACCUGCACAGCAAGGGCAUUGUGCACCGCCUGACCCCCAGCCUUUCUGCUGCUGGUAGGGACUUAAAGUUGGAGAACCUGUUGCUGGACAAGCGGGAGAAUGUGAAGAUAUCGGACUUUGGCUUCGCCAAGAUGGUGAUGGUGCCUUCUAGCCAGCCUGUGCAUAGUAGCUCUUCUUACCGCCAAAUGAGCUGCCUCUCCCACCUCAGCCAGACCUACUGUGGCAGCUUUGCUUAUGCCUGCCCGGAGAUCUUGCUGGGCUUGCCCUACAACCCUUUCCUGUCUGACACCUGGAGCAUGGGCGUCAUCCUCUACACUCUAGUGGUUGCACAUCUGCCCUUCGAUGACACCAAUCUCAAGAAGCUGCUGAGAGAGACCCAGAAGGAGGUCGUGUUCCCAGCUAACCUCAGCAUCUCCCAGGAGUGCAAGAACCUGAUCUUCCAGAUGCUACGCCAAGCUGCCAAGCGUGCCACCAUCCUGGAUGUCCUCAAGGACCCCUGGAUGCUCAAGUUCCAGUCUGAGCAACCCACGAAUGAAAUCAGGCUACUCGAGGCCAUGUGUCAGCCCUCCAGCACCACUGAGCGUCACAAAUCCUUGGAAGUCACAGCUUGAAAAUGGCUGAGGUGGGGGGCUAAGGAGGAAAGCAGGAGGGCCUGGGGGAAAAUAUUUUAUAUAAAAAUAAAUCUAAUUAGUUUCAUCA
Mesocricetus auratus (golden hamster) is the source of this 2127-nucleotide messenger RNA. It is a transcript of the gene Tssk4, whose product is annotated as testis specific serine kinase 4. Bases 1017 to 2039 code for a protein of 340 amino acids. Gene Ontology annotation, cellular component: cytoplasm. Lineage: Eukaryota; Metazoa; Chordata; Mammalia; Rodentia; Cricetidae. Gene Ontology annotation, biological process: microtubule cytoskeleton organization; intracellular signal transduction; protein phosphorylation. Gene Ontology annotation, molecular function: tau-protein kinase activity; ATP binding; protein serine/threonine kinase activity. The transcript is spliced from 4 exons. The record is from RefSeq and is a predicted model, not a curated record.